Molecule: messenger RNA, 2069 nt
Organism: Myxocyprinus asiaticus (Chinese sucker)
Lineage: Eukaryota; Metazoa; Chordata; Actinopteri; Cypriniformes; Catostomidae
Exons: 6
Coding region: 452-1789 (445 amino acids)
Source: RefSeq, a predicted model, not a curated record
GUUGAAAGCACAAAUGACUGGUCAACCAAAGAUGAAGGUCAGUUUCAAGGCCCUGCUGGUUUGUUGUUGUUGGAAGGAGUUUUUGUAUAAUGACAAGCCUUUGGCCCUGAAACAAAAAGAAAUGGAGGCAGCUUCAUCAGCUGGUGAACAGGAAAGGCUGAAGGAAGAGAACAAUGCCCACAGACGCUCAAUGGGAAACAUCUGGUUCAUGGAUGAGCUGUUUAAACAGGGGAUGAUUACAGAGGACAAUAUGCAUGAGUGCAUAAGGAAGUUGGUCAAACAGCAUGACGAGGUGUCACUUGAUCAACUCUGUAAGCUGCUCAGCACUGUGGGCCAAGACCUGGAUGCUGAAAAAGCAAAGUCAAAAAUGGAUGGAUACUUCAGCCAGCUGGAGCAAAUGGUCGUGGAGCGAAAAACAACAUCACGCAUUCGCUUCAUGAACUAGGACAUUAUGGACCUGCGACUGAACAACUGGGUGUCUUGGAGAAGUGCUCUGGGUCCCAGGACUCUUCAGCAGAUCCAUGAGGAGGUCAAAAAGGAAGAGCAGGUGGAAGAGAAGGUCCUUCAUAGGAUGAGAAAAGUGGUGCAGAGAGAAGAAGCCUGGAGCUCUGUGUAUUCAGUGGACAACAACAGGACCACAGUGGCCAAUAAUGUUCCCAAGAGUUCCAAGGUUGCUACCUUAUGCAGCUCAGAGGCAGCAGGCCUCUCUCCUGAGCCCUCAACACUGAAACCAGAGAACUCAGAGGAGCCCUCAACAUCAAAACCUGAGGGCAGACCACAACCAAAGGGCUUCAAACAGCCUUCUACACCACAACAACAGAAGCGUUCAGAGGAGACCUCCAAAGAAGAAUCAGAGGAGCCCUCCACACCACAACCAGAAGAGCCCUCCACACCACAGCCAGAGGUGCCCUCCACACCACAACCAGAGGAGACCUCCACACAAGAACUAGAGGAGCCCUCCGCAACACAACCAGAGGAGCCCUCCACACAAGAACUAGAGGAGCCCUCCGCACCAGCACUAGAAGUGCCCUCCGUACUACAACCAGAGGAGCCCUCUGUACCACAAACAGAGAAGCCCUCCACACAAGAACCAGAGGAGCCCUCCACAACACAACCAGAGGAGCCCUCCACACAAGAACUAGAGGAGCCGUCCGCACCACAACCAAAUGAGCCCUCUGUACCACAACUAGCGGAGCCCUCUACACAGGAACUAGAGAAGCCCUCCAUAUCAGUACCAGAGGAUCCCUCCGUACCACAACCAGAGGAGCCCUCUACACAAGAACUAGAGGAGCCCUCUACACAAAAAACAGAGGAGCCCUCCACACAAGAACUAGAGGAGCCCUCCGCACCACAACCAGAGGAGCCCUCUGUACCACAACUAGCGGAGCCAUCUACACAGGAACUAGAGAAGCCCUCCAUAUCAGUACCAGAGGAUCCCUCCGUACCACAACCAGAGGAGCCCUCUACACAAGAACUAGAGGAGCCCUCUACACAAGAAACAGAGGAGCCCUCUGCACCACAACCAAAGGAGCCCUUCAUAUCAGCACAAGAGAAGCCCUUAUCACCUCAGUCAGAGGAGCCCUGCACACAAGAACUAGAGGGCUCAGAGGGCUCAGAAGAAUGGGUAGAACAACCAUCAAUACCCUUAGCUGAGCCCUCAACAAAAGCACCAGAGGUCUCAGAGCUUGCUAAGAGUUUUUCCACAUCGUCCACCCAAACUGAAGAAAACCAUGAGGAAGAAGAAAAUGGGAGGAGCCGUGACAGCAGGACUGGGAAGAGGAAUGUGUAAAAGACCAGAUUACAGUGGGGGUGGUGAUUAUCAAAGCCAUUUCCUUUGUUUUAAAGGCAAUAUUUUAUUAUAGGGCAUUUAAAGCAACUUGUGCAUAACAAAAAUUGUGCAUUGUAAAAACAAAAAAAAAUUGUGCAAAGUUUAAAAAAAUGGUGCAUUGUAAAAACAAUUUGUGCAAAGUAUAAACAAAUGUGCAUUGUAAAAGAAUGGUGCAAAGUAAAAAAUAAAUGUGCUUUGUAAAAGAAUGGUGCAUUGUAGAAAAAAAGAAAAAGAAAAAUUG